Molecule: messenger RNA, 1173 nt
Organism: Lichtheimia ornata
Lineage: Eukaryota; Fungi; Mucoromycota; Mucoromycetes; Mucorales; Lichtheimiaceae
Product: mRNA surveillance protein pelota
Exons: 8
Coding region: 1-1173 (390 amino acids)
Biological process (GO): nuclear-transcribed mRNA catabolic process, no-go decay; nonfunctional rRNA decay; RNA surveillance
Cellular component (GO): cytoplasm
Source: RefSeq, a predicted model, not a curated record
AUGAGACUCAUCAACAAGACUGUCGAGAAAGAUGCAACGGGUCAUGUCACUCUAUAUCCCGAAGAGCUGGAAGAUAUGUGGCACGUUUACAACCUGAUCUCCAAGGAGGAUCAGAUCAAGGCUACCACCUUUAGACGACUUCAAUCCGAGAGCUCUACUGGAUCCACAACCAGCCAACGCACACGCAUGGUCCUCACUAUCACUGUUGAAUCCGUGGAUUUUGAUCCUCAAGUUGGUCUUUUGCGUAUCAAUGGUCGUGUUACAUCCGAGAACCCCUAUGUUAAGUUGGGUAGCUAUCACACGAUCGACCUCGAGUUGAACCGCAAUUUUACAUUGUAUAAGCCUGAAUGGGAUAUCAUUGCUCUGGAGCGUGUGGAUGAAGCAUGUGAUAUUGCUAAACAAGCAGACGUUGCCGCCAUUGUUUGUCAAGAAGGUUUAGCCAAUGUUUGUUUCCUUACCGAGCACAUGACGGUUGUCAAGCAAAGGAUAGAAACACCCAUCCCAAGGAAGCGAAAGGGGUCUGUGACGAACCAUGAAAAGGGUCUGGAGAAGUUUUAUGACCAAAUUUAUCAGGCCAUUUUGCGUCUUUUUGAUUUCAAUAUUCUCAAGGCAGUUAUCAUUGCUAGCCCUGGCUUCGUAAGGGAGCAAGUAUACCAAUAUAUCUCUGAUCAAGCUGUGAAAACAGAGAACAAGACAAUCCUUGAAAAUCGGUCCAAGUUUGUGCUCGUCCAUAGCUCCAGCGGCCAUAAGCAUUCACUGAAUGAGGUUAUGCAAGAUCCUUCCAUCCAAAAUAAGCUUGCUGAUACCAAGGCAGCCCGUGAAGUACAAGCUCUUGAUGAGUUCUAUGCAAUGAUGAAUGCGGAUCCUGAUCGUGCCUUUUACGGGUACUCUCAUGUGGCCAAGGCAAAUGAGCAUGGUGCUAUUGGUACCUUGUUGGUGACGGAUGAAUUGUUCCGGUCAGCGGAUAUUGCAACGAGACGCAAGUAUGUGGAUUUGGUUGAAUCGGUCCGAUCCAUGGGAGGCACUGUUCGUGUAUUUUCAAGUAUGCACGUAUCUGGUGAACAAUUGAACUUGCUCAGUGGUGUCGCUGCUAUCCUCACAUUCCCAUUCCCUGGUAUUGAUGAUGGCGAGGAGGAGGAUGAGGAAGGAGAAGGAGACAACAAUGAGCAGUAG